GUGAAUGAAUUUGCGAUAAACUGUAUUUAAUUUGAGAGAGAUUAAUUACAAAAUUAGCAUUGAUGGGAUGCUUUUGUUAUCUCCGGAGGCGCCCAUCUCUAUUUAAAAACUAAUAACUCUCUGUGUGAUAAGACGAGGGAUUGUGGGCAGAGUAAACAAACUAUCCGAAGUCAUCCGGACGAGAUUCUCUCUCUGAUGGAGCAUCAUCAUCAUCGUCUCUCUCCCAAAAGUGAUAACGGAGUGGUGCUGUAGCUAUUCUCUGUUUUUCGGGGGAUUUAUUAGGACAUUUUCACUCGCUCUGGAGCAGCAGGCAGAGAAGAAUGUCCGAUCCUACUAUACAGACGUUUUGCUGCCAUCACAGGAACCCCGCUGAUGGGGCUAUCCUGCUGAUGGGAGAAUUCGGCACCAACAGCUACCUCUUUGUGUGUAUGGUGAGUUCCUUUCUGGGCAUCAUGGGGGCUCACUACCAGAUCUUCAUACGGGGACGGCAACAGAACACCCUUGAGAGGCGAGUCACAGAAUCUGGGAAUUCAUUGAGCUCCAGUGGUCAGAAAGUUAUCUUAUGGCUGGCGAUUGCGGAUUUUUGUGCUUCUCUCGGUGUUUUUGUGCGUUCAGCCAUGUGGAGAUACUUCCAGCCCAUGAUGAUUAGGGAUGAUGAUGCAAGUGUAAUCUUCUGUGCCGUCACAUCGGCGUGGACACAGUACUUUUACACCUGCACCUGGCUGUGGACAUUUAGCUAUGCCAUGAGUGUCCGCAGCUACCUCCGGACUGAGGAAUUCUCCAUGAGACGCUAUCAUGCUGCUGUCUGGUCAAUUGGAGCCGUGCUCACGAGUGUGGGACUCACUGUGCUCUACUAUCCCAAUGCCGAUUGCCAAAAUGUGAAGGAAUUGUGGACAGCCCUCUCGAGAGUUCUGCCUAAUUACUGCGCCACAUACCUUCCCAUCCUCAUUGUAAUGAUUGGCAAUCCAAUAAUCUACAUGGAUGCCAAUAAGCUGAUCAGCAAGAUGUACGUGAUGAAUUUUAUGCGGAUCACCUCGUAUGAGAGACGAGUCAUGACGAGAUUCAAGUGGAAGUUCCUCUUCAUCAACAUUGUCUUCUACAUUUGCUGGCUCCCCAACCUCAUUGGUGGCUUCAUCCUCUGGACCGUGUGGGGCUCAGUCCCGGAGAACGUGAUGAUUGUCAUCUGGUACGCUAUGGCAGCUACGAAUCCUCUCCAGGCCUUCCUCAAUGCUUUCGUUUAUCGACGGUGGGCCAAAUCGUACGCAGAAAGCGUCGCAAACAAUGAGACACGUCGGGAAACCUCCCCACUCCUGGAGAAGCAUCGAAGCUGGCUGAGGCGUCCAGGUGAAGGACCACCAGAAGGGCCAUCGUUGAUACUGAACAAUCCCUCAUCUCACCGCACCAAUUGUUCCUGCUUUUGAAUUUACCCGCCACUUGCUGUCGCGUUGACAGUGGGACUUCCCAUGCUUGUUUUUAUCACGUUUUUUUUAUACAUAACAAAAGAAAAGAAAUUCCUCAA
Lutzomyia longipalpis is the source of this 1519-nucleotide messenger RNA. RefSeq names its product G-protein coupled receptor 143-like. Gene Ontology annotation, biological process: G protein-coupled receptor signaling pathway; regulation of calcium-mediated signaling; melanosome organization. The transcript has 4 exons. Gene Ontology annotation, molecular function: L-DOPA binding; L-tyrosine binding; dopamine binding. The coding region runs from base 321 to 1421 and encodes 366 amino acids. Lineage: Eukaryota; Metazoa; Arthropoda; Insecta; Diptera; Psychodidae. The record is from RefSeq and is a predicted model, not a curated record. Gene Ontology annotation, cellular component: plasma membrane; melanosome membrane.